AUGGACGAAGGAACGCUGGUCGUGGGUAAGAACCGCGAACGGUCAACGUCACCGACGUGGGCGACGGUCGGUGCGCUCGGCGCGCUCGCUACGCUCGGUGCGCUGGCGACGAUGCGCGCCACGGGAUUCGGCUCCCUGGAAGCUUCGAAGCAUGUCAUGCCGCCGCGACCGAGUCAUAACCCGGGAAGGGGGACGCCGAUCACGCACACGCUACACAUUGGAUGCGAGUCAGCGCGCGUGCAAAAGUAUAAUCCGCGCUUUUGGAACAGCGAGAUCGUCGAGGCGAGGAUUGUCAAGCAUGACUACGACGUGCACGCCCGGCGAGGCACGGGGAGCUUUUUUGAAUGGGAAGACGGGUUGGUGAUGAAGAGCCUGGCGAACCUUCAGCCGGGUGAUACGAAGACGUUUGAGUUAACGACGAAUGAUCUGAAUUACGAAUACGGUUACGCGUUGAAGAAUGCCAAAGGUGAGAUUCACUACGAAAUCGGAAUCAAGAAGAAGGCGCCGAUCGCCAGCGCGCAUGGAAUGUGCACGACUGCCUUUGGUAAAUAUCACAAUCGGAUCAUUACGCACGAAUGGAAGGCGAGCGAGUAUCUUGGAUUCAUCGACGCCACGUUUGGGGACUGUAAACCGAACUGCAUGCCAGAGAACCCUGACAAACCAUGGGAUUGGUCUCCAGAGGACAAACAGAAAGCCACCGAAGUCAUGAAGAGGCAACCCCCGAAGGGUCUCAAUGCGAGAUUCAUGAUGUUUGGCGUGAACAGUGGAGGCAUAUGUACGAUGAAUCUUCGCACUCAGCGCGGUUCAUGCGACGACGUUCUUGUGCACUUUGAUCCACGCCCGAAAACAAACAACUUCAUCACUGACAACCAACGGUGCGACGAGUGGCAAGGUCAGUACGAGUAUUUGCCGUGGGUGCCGGCGGAAAUGGGAUCGACGCAAGAAAACGACGGCACGAGAUGGAAAUUUGUCUUUCAGUACCACACGGAUGGUCUCAACAUCGAGCUCAACGGCAAAAAAUACGCAAAGUACACCUGGAACUCUCAGGACGGCGGAUACAACACGGUGAGCAAAAUUGAGAUGGAAUACGACAACCGCAAGCACAUCCGUCAAGGUGCCCCCCUCGGUGGUAAUCAAGGGGCUCACGGCUGUUACCUCGUGGCCAUGAUGCCCCCUCGGACUUCUAUAGGUGCGGCGGCUUUCACGCCCCCGUAG
Messenger RNA from Ostreococcus tauri, 1215 nucleotides. Its product is annotated as Galectin, carbohydrate recognition domain. Gene Ontology annotation, molecular function: carbohydrate binding. The record is from RefSeq and is a predicted model, not a curated record. Lineage: Eukaryota; Viridiplantae; Chlorophyta; Mamiellophyceae; Mamiellales; Bathycoccaceae. The transcript has a single exon. The coding region runs from base 1 to 1215 and encodes 404 amino acids.